UAUGCCAUAUUAAUAUAGCCUACCUUGUCUUAAUCAGUGUUACUUGAAUGGACUUUAUAGGCCUACCCCAAACAAGGAAAUAUUCAUAUGAAAUCUGUCACAUAAAGUGUUUCAAUGUGUCAGCAGUUCAGUUUUGUAUUUAAGAGAAAAGCAAAUUAACGCUACACUGUCAGGCAAUCUUGUGUUUUGUGAUUUUAACAGUGUCCAUGGGAAUUUUAGGGGUUGGAAUGUGGUAGCCUAGGUAAAUGUCAGGUCAAGGUAAAGUAGAUGGACUGAUUAGGCCUACCUCCUAGCCUACUCCUUGUGGCAAACGAAACUGGUGCAACAGGACUCAGCUCCAGAGAAAAUUAAAUGAACGUUUAGGAACAGAGACUUGGGGACUGAACUUUGGUGUCACCUCGUGCAAACAUAGCAGUAGUGUCUCCUUUAACUUAUGCCUGCUCGUUACUGUAGCCUACUUCAUUGUCAGGUGGACUAUUAGCUAUCCUCAAAAGUAAACGUGACAAAUGGACUUUCAUUUUUAUAAAGGGAAGUAAUUACCUCCUGACCGUCACCGUGUUGGAAGCUGUUUAUCAAAUCACUCCCCGCCCCUGUGCGGCUAAGACGGAGCUAAGUUCCUGUUGGAGCACAUCGCAGCACAGCAGAGUGGCCUCAGGUAACAGUUACCAGGUCUUUGGACUAUGGAUGGAGCAUCACAAGAGAAACAUGAAGCAGCUGUUGCCUGGUUUUCUGGGUAUCAGCUGGGUUAUAUUCUGCAGAAUGGAAUCGUUCCAGACUGGUUCCAUGGCAUUAUAACCAGAAAGGCUGCAGAGGACCUUCUGUCUGCCAAACCACCAGGAUACUUUUUAAUCAGAGUCAGUGAGAGCAGAAUCGGAUACACUCUGUCAUAUCAAGCUCAUGACCGUUGCAGGCACUUUAUGAUCGAUGUUCUGCCAGAUAACCACUACAUGAUUGUAGGAGAGAGCAUUCGCCACAAGUCUAUACAGGACCUAGUUGCUUAUCAUCGCAGGGUUCCUAUUCUUCCUUUCAAUGAAUUAAUUACAGUUGCUUGUGGACAGGCAUCAAAGGACAAGGUUGAUUAUGCUGAACUUCUCUUUGUCAAGAAACGUCCUCCGACGCAUGGCCCCAGUGCAGUGUCACCAAGCCCCCCUCAGUGGAACAGUAAUGUUUCACCCCCUGCAGCCGAGGACAUUCCACCAGCACUUCCUUACCGGUCAACUACAACUAACAAUGACGCCCCAAAUCAGAGUACAAAUCCAUCUUCUGUACCUGCCUCAUGUGGCCCCCCUCGACUCUACCCCUGUCUUGAGGCUGAACUGGGGGCACUAAGUGCCCAGAUUGUGGUUCAAGAUGCAAAGCCUGUGCCACUACCCAGGAAAAGACUUUGUGUCAACAACAUACAAGUGGACCACCCACCAGAGCUACCUGCGCGUGACUCCUUGGAUCUCAAAAUGGAGCAGCCAUGUGCCAGAAUCAAUGGACUAGGUGACACCAAGGCAGCAUGCAACGAAGGGCCACUGACUCAGCCUGGUGCGCCAAGUGUGGAUCUGCACCAACCGAAAGCACAAGAGGCAAAAUCUGUUAGCAACCUUACACAGUUACGAAAGAAGUUUCAGAAGAUGAGAGGGGCCUCGGAAGAGCAUACGUAUGCAGAGAUCAAUGACGUAGAUGUGCAAAGACUACCCCUCCCAGGUGUAGGAAGCAAAAAUGGAAACAAGAUCGCUUCUGAAAAUGAAUAUGAAGUGCUUCCAGAAGAGUCUUCUGACAUUAAGCCCUCAUCUAAAAUGAGCCAGUCCUCUGGUGAUGUAUCGAAAUCGGAGCAGUCACUGCCAUCAGAGUACCUGCCACCACCACCUUUUGCCCCAGGAUAUUAAUGGGGGAACCUGCUGGUGUAUAUCUGAUUAAACCAUUCUGGAAUGGAAGUGGUCAGAGUAGUCAUAUCUUGGAUGUAAAUCUUUUUCCGUGCCCCUCUUGAAUGUACAGUUAUGUUUUCUAAUAUGGUGAUACAUAUCAAUUUGUAAUUGUGGUAUUUAAAUAUAUAUUGUCCUUAUUAUCUGUAACUCUGAUAUGUCAGUAAUUAACACAUUAUUUUCUUAUUGUCGUUGCUAUAGAAAUAGGAUUAAGCUGUGAUAACUGAAGUGAUUUAUUGUCUGUUUUACAUAAAGGAACUAC
Sardina pilchardus (European sardine) is the source of this 2172-nucleotide messenger RNA. RefSeq names its product hematopoietic SH2 domain containing (gene hsh2d). Gene Ontology annotation, cellular component: cytoplasm. The coding region runs from base 681 to 1874 and encodes 397 amino acids. The record is from RefSeq and is a predicted model, not a curated record. The transcript has 6 exons. Lineage: Eukaryota; Metazoa; Chordata; Actinopteri; Clupeiformes; Clupeidae.